Molecule: messenger RNA, 8923 nt
Organism: Oreochromis niloticus (Nile tilapia)
Lineage: Eukaryota; Metazoa; Chordata; Actinopteri; Cichliformes; Cichlidae
Gene: slc18a2
Product: solute carrier family 18 member 2
Exons: 16
Coding region: 384-1934 (516 amino acids)
Biological process (GO): transmembrane transport; xenobiotic transport; aminergic neurotransmitter loading into synaptic vesicle
Cellular component (GO): synaptic vesicle membrane; terminal bouton
Molecular function (GO): xenobiotic transmembrane transporter activity; serotonin:sodium:chloride symporter activity
Source: RefSeq, a predicted model, not a curated record
AAAUGGCGCCAUAUAAACUGCACUGAAAGCAACCUGUGACACCAUUAAUGCUCCAGCUGUUGUAACAUUACACAACACUACAUUUGCAUGCAGUGUUGUAGUUACUUAGCUCAGGAGCUAGAACAGUAGUCAGUGUGUAUAUGUGAUGAGUGACCUGUCCAUCAUCACUGAAGCCCAGCUGUUGUCCCGUUUGCUUCCUCGUGUCUAUUGUUUAAAGUGUAUUAUCAGGUAUCUACACGUAAAGGGGGUAUGACGUCAAUAGCGGGUCCAGUCAGUAGAAAGACCUCAUCAUCUCCUCCCAUCUCUUGCCUCUCCAGCUCGUCCUUCCACAUCUAAGGAGUACUUACCUUUUCGAUUGUAUUGCGCUUUUCGGGACUUGCGCCAUGGGGGGAUUAGACGCACUCCGGCAGUUUAAUUUGGUCAAAUGGCUCAGAGAGGAGAGACAAUCGAGGAAACUGAUUCUCUUCAUUGUUUUUGUCGCUCUGCUUCUGGACAACAUGCUGCUGACGGUAGUCGUUCCCAUCAUUCCCAGCUACCUGUACACUCUGGAUGAGUCGACAGACGUGCUAAAGAACAACACGGCACCGAAGCAGGAUUCUCCAGCAUCCUUCCAAAGCAUUGUGUCCUUAUACGACAACACUGUUAGGCUGUCUGGGUUCAAUACUACAGCUAGGACUACUGACCUGGUCCCUCCAACCCCUACUGGUACACAGCUCCCACCAAACUCAACCGACUGCCCCCGGUCCACCAACAAGCUGAUUAAUGAAAAUGUCAAAGUAGGAAUGCUGUUUGCUUCCAAGGCCACCGUGCAACUGAUUACCAACCCAUUUGUAGGGCCAAUCACAAACAGGAUCGGAUACCAGCUUCCCAUAUUUGCUGGCUUCUGUAUAAUGUUCAUCUCUACUAUCAUGUUUGCCUUCUCAUCGAGCUACGCUCUGCUGUUUCUGGCCAGAUCGCUUCAAGGCGUGGGUUCGUCCUGCUCGUCUGUGGCUGGGAUGGGAAUGCUCGCCAGUGUGUACACAGAUGAUGAGGAGAGAGGUCAUGCCAUUGGCAUUGCCUUGGGAGGUUUGGCCUUAGGAGUGUUAGUUGGACCCCCAUUUGGCAGUGUGAUGUAUGAGUUUGUUGGGAAGACAGCUCCUUUCCUUAUUUUGGCAUUCCUGGCUAUGUUUGACGGAGCUCUGCAGCUUUUUAUUCUUCAGCCCACCAAGGUGACACCAGAGAGUCAGAAGGGGACGCCACUGUUGACACUGAUGAAGGAUCCAUAUAUACUAAUAGCAGCAGGUGCCAUUUGUUUUGGAAAUAUGGCUAUUGGCAUGAUGGAGCCAACUGUGCCAAUCUGGAUGAUGGAGACCAUGUGUGCCAGGAAAUGGCAGCUAGGCGUUGCUUUCUUACCAGCAUCCAUCUCCUACCUUAUUGGAACCAACAUCUUUGGCACGUUUGCACACAAAAUGGGGAGAUGGCUUUGUGCUCUUAUUGGAAUGGUUGUGGUUGGGAUCAGUGUAAUAUGUGUUCCCUUUGCUAGAGACAUCUAUGGUCUGAUUCUUCCUAACUUUGGUGUUGGUUUUGCCAUUGGCAUGGUGGAUUCCUCUAUGAUGCCUAUAAUGGGUUACUUGGUGGACCUGCGGCACGUGUCUGUUUAUGGAAGUGUGUAUGCGAUUGCCGAUGUAGCUUUCUGCUUGGGAUUUGCAUUAGGUCCAUCUAUUGGAGGUUCCAUUGCUGAAAGUAUUGGCUUCCCUUGGCUGAUGACCAUCAUUGGAAUAGUGGAUAUAAUAUUUGCUCCUCUCUGCAUCUUUCUGAGGAACCCACCAGGACAAGAAGAGAAAAUUGCGAUUUUAAUGGACACAAACUGUUCAAUGAAGACGAGAUCCUACUCUACUCAGGGGGCAUACUACCAGGGUGAAGACAUGGAUCCAGAAUAUGACGAUUAUGAUUAACAGGACCCCAGCCAUGCAGGGUAACCCUUCAGAGGAUCUAUUUUGUUGUACAAAAAGAAGGAAUAGAAGAAAAUCACAGCAAACGAAACAAAACAGCCAAGAUAUUUCCACGUGAAUGUCCUGCAUUCAAUCGUCACUGUUCACUGUCUUCUUAGCAGUUGUACUGGAGCAAACCAAAGUUGUCCUUUCUCUGUGAUUUCAAGCGCAUUGUGUUGCACGUAUUUUGUUUAGCCAACAGCCUUAUUCGAUGAGAGCGAAAACACCUUUUAGGUGCAGUUUGCUGAUCUGUCUUUAUCCUGUAUUGGACAUUCAGUUUUAACAUAACAGCCCUGGGUAUUAGUGUCACAUUUAGGUGUGUAAGUUGAUAUUAAAAAUGGGGAUUUUUGCGAUAAGUCGAGAAACUGCAGUCUGUCAAAAUCCAGAAACAUUUGUCAGACGCAGGUGGCCUCCCCCACACCGCUGCUGUAGAGGACCUGUGUUAGGAAGUUAACACACUUAAUGCUAUAAGAGAUGAGGAACGUAUUCUUAAACACAUUAUCAAUACAUGUUUAUCCUUCUAACAAGAGACUGUAUGUUUUUCGAAUCUCUGAAACUUUCAGUGAUAAAAGUCAAUUAGAAUAAAGCCCAUGUCCAGAUUACACCAGUGCUACCAAGCUACACCACAGCAUAGUCACACGCGUACUCAAGCACAACAGCAUGGACUUGGUGUUACUGGAGAUACUUUAUGUGAAUUUUUCGUGCCCCACCCUCCCCGUCUUGGGGCUCUGGUCUGAAAUGGUCGGCUUACUAAUACAAAGAAACAUGUUUAAAGCCUGUUACAAAUAAGUCUUUACAAGUAUUUUCCUCAUUCACAACAAAUGUAUGAGGUACUUUUUAAAUAAUUUACACAUUAAGGGGUGUGAAUGCUUUGAUAGGCGACCCAACACAGGUCCUGUUUAUGCUGCUGGUGAAGCAUUUGUCUGCGAUGAGGGAAACUGAUCUCCGGGCUUUGCACUUCAAAGCCUGUUAAACAGUUUAUAUAGUUUAUAGAUGCAACUUGCUAACCACUGUAGCUAGCACUGAUUUCACUCAUAUGGACAACAGUACUGUGUUGCUGACACAUUACCCCUGCACACUGUGCUCAGCCAUGGAAACCAGUUACCAGUGACCCCCGACUGUAACUUUACCUGUUACACUGUGGCUGAGCUGCUGCAGUUAGGUAACCACAGCAUCUCUUAACCCCGGAGGGGAGAUAUUUCACAGACUGAUGGCUGUGCGUUUGAGUUUAUACACCUGUGGCAUUGUCACUGAAAACACCUGGAUUCCAAUACUUUUGUCCAUAUGGCUCGAACACAACAAACCUCUGCGUCUGAGUCGGGAUAAUAACAAUGACAUCAUGACGGCUGUGUCCAUAUGUGGGCAGUUUGCUGUAGCCAGAAGAGCAGAGUUGUAAAAAGACACAUUGGACCUUUAUGCUUUCUAUUCCCUCAAAACUGCCAGUGUAGUUUCAUACUGCUUAAUAAAUCAGUUUUGUCUGCAACCAAAGAUUUGCACUAAUUACUGUUGCUUUAAAUUGCUACAUGUUCCUGUCCGACUGGCAUCUGAGAAGUGCUCGUUAUAUGUCAUAGUUUCGGCACACGAAGAACACCAACGCCCGUUUGGACACAGUUUGGUUUGUAAUGUUAACUGGACUCAGGUCUGGGCUCCUUCUAAUGUACUGGCUCAGUGCACACUGGGACUAUGAGCUGAAUGACUUCAUAAACACUGACACAAUCCCGACUUUAACCGUAAGCUUUUCACUUUUUGAAAUAUUGUCAAAAUGCAUAAUUGCAAGACUUUGCUGAGGGCAGAGGUUUAUGUGUGCUGGAAUAUAUUUGUUAGAACUAAAAUGUUAGAACACACAGAAGGAAACUGAUUUUAAAAAAAACUUUAAUUCAUUAAUGUCUGAAGGGAACCAGAGGAAGCAUACAGAUCCUAUUGGACAACACGACAGCAUGCAGUUCCUGCACAGAUUUUUAUUAUGGCCAACAGUGGAAGCAGCAGCAUUUUGAUUGACAGUUAGAAGCGUGUAACCAGCUGUGGUUGAGUAUGGGGGAGGGUUGUUUCCUGGUGACCUUGCCCUGAGCCUUUCUGCUCUGAGCCAUCAUUACGGUUGUUUCUUACAUCUGUGCUUCCUGUGCUGUGUCAAAAUAUCUGUUAUGGUAUCUGUUUAGUACAGUGACCAGAGUGCAUUGGAGGAGUAGGUCAACUUACUAGAGAACAUGUUUAUUGUUGGCUUUGAUAUGUUAGAAUGUGGAGCCGGUAGCAGCUGUGUACUAUACUGUUAACCUAAAAACACUUGUGAUUUCAGCGAUGUGUGGGGCUUGCUCCUGCAUUGUUAAACCUGGAUUCUGUUGGCUUGUAUGUAUGAAGUGCAUCUGCAACAAGAACUAGCAAAUACAAGCAUCCAUGAGUCAGGAUUGUAAGAUUGUAAGCAGAGCUUCAUGUGUAGCAGUGACAGUGACAGCGUGAGUCAAGAGGGCGUGGCCAAAUUUAAAUCAGGUACAGAAUGUGACUCAUGACGCAGUUUGAUUGGAUGUCAUUCAUAAUCAACAUUCGUUUAUAGGUGACCCCAGAAACAUCUGAGUUUGUAAUGAUAAUAAUAUGUUAAAUAUUAAUUAAAUUGCUUGAUAGAAAAUAAAAACAAAUGGGGACAAUUCAAGUCAAAUUUAUUUGUAUGGCAUUAUUUAGACACGAGGUAAAUCAGAGCGCGUUCACAGAGGGAAAGAAAGUUUAAAACAUAUGAUAGUGUGUAUGAUGUGCAAGCUGUGUUGAGUACAGUGGUAUGCACUAUAACUGUUCAAGAACAUAAGCUACUUUCAGCUGCUGAUGCACAACGGAUGGACCGUUUGAUCUGACACAGAGUCUUGCCAGGUAUCCCCUCACACUCUUGAACCUCGACCUGCUAACCACUACACUAUGGAGCCAGGGUAUGAAUGUUAUAUUAAAAGUGCAGAACUGGACUCACCUUCUAUUACAAGCUUAAUUCAUUACUGCAGAAAGCAAAAACAGAGAAAUGACUGUAUCAUGACAGCGUAGCAGGACAGCUAGCUUGUGCAACAAAUGAUUACUGAAUGCUAGCUUGAGUCAAUGCAGUUUUUGGCUCUGCCCCGUAACCUUUGAACCAUCAUGAGAUUAUGUCUUAAGAUAGAUGACAGAUCAUUUUUUGGUUUUCCGUAGUAUAGCGCUGUUUGUCAAAAUGUUUGUAAAACUACAAACUAAUUAGUUGUUAUAUUUUGAUGACCUUUUUUCUCUUUUUUUCUUAAAAAAGGUUCUUGUAAUGUUUAUGGUGUUUAUAAUGUACUGAAUCUUGUGCCAUAUGGUUUUUCUUUUUCCUCUUCCUCUAACUGUGAAAACCUGUACUAGAUUUAAGCAAAAGAGUAAAAUAGUACCAUUAAUACAAAGUAAACCAUCUAGACUUGUUUAUCCAGAGUGGGACUCGCUGGACUGAGCAGGGAUCAACACACCCAACACUCCUAACGACCAAUCUACGGAGUCGUUUCUGGGUAUUUUUGUGCACGUUUUGUGGUUUUGGUCAGAAUCUAUUGAAUAUAUGUCACUCUGUGAGUCUUAUAUGUAUUUGACUGGAUUGUUUUUCAUACUUGUGGGAACACCAUAUUCUCUAUUAAAUGUUGUAUACUGUCAAAAAGCAGUUUUCUCCGUAGAGAUGACACCUCUAAAUAUCUGGACAGCAGGAUUUUCUGCAUAAUUAACCUUUGGUGAAUUUAAACCACUGAGCAUUCAGACCAAAUGUUGGUCUAGCUGAGGCUUCAUAUCAUCCCAAUGAUACCUCAGAAUGUACACAAAAAUAACAUGCGUGUGGCUAACAUGUAGCACAGGUCCCAGAAAUCCUCAUGUUGAUUAGUUGUGCCGGGCGCUUGAAGACAGCAGAUGGGUUGUCAUGACGGGAGAAUGUGGGAGCAGACACACUGUAAUCAGGCUGUCCAUCCCAACACUGGCCUUCAAUUACUUUGCAGAUGCUCACACGAUACCUCCUUUCCCUCCUCACUGAAGACUGAAACAGUUGCUGUUCUUGCAGCAGUGUAGGUGAACCAGAGCUUUCUGUGUAAUAUUACAUUUCUGUGUGCAACUAUUUUACCAAUUAAUUUCACAAUUUCUGAAGGGGGCGGGACUACGGCCUUACAAACAGUACACUACACAGCCUUCAAUGAGGAGCUGGCGAAAUGCUAUUAAAGAUUAUCAUUCAAUGACACUAGCAGUGGUGCUGUCUCUGCUGCGAUGAUUAUCAUUUUCAAUGAUAAUGCAAAACAAAAUCCUUAAUGUGUUAAAAAAAAAAUAGCAGAGAUGAGAAGUUAUCGAUGUCUACAGCCUCUCUGCCAAUUUCACACUAGGCUCAAUCCAUUGCACUUUUUUAUUACACUGUGUUUUCCAGUCAUUCAAGGAUCAUUUGCAAAUGUUUAAUCAGACUCUGUUUCUUCCUGUUAAUCAUUUAAAACUGUCUAGUUCUUUUUGUGACUCAGUUCAAUGAAAAUUUGAAUGAAUUAAUUAAAAAUAUGUGAUUUAAAGGCAAAAUGAAGACGUUUAAACCCAAAUUCUAAACGUCAAAAAUGAAUAACUUAAAAAAGGAUAAUUUGAAAAACCUUUUAGAGGUUUUAAAGAAUUGUUUCUGACAUUAAUGGGUAGGUUAUUUUGGGAGUUAACCUAGUGCAACCAAAGAAUACGGCAAAGGUUCUGAGACAUGGUGCUAGGCCACUAAAAAACUCAAAGAGGAAACUACUGCAGCGUAGAGAAGGGGACCUUAUUUCUGUCUCCAUGAAUUUGUACUAUUCACAGUUCAAGGUAGCUCUCUCUUUGAACUGUGAAUAUUUCCACAUUAAGAAGCUGCUGUCAAGUGUUUUCACAGGUUAGUCUUAUUCUGUGCGUCUAUGAAGGAACUUCUCUUUCAGACAGCAAAAAAGGGAAAAAUGAGUGCAAACUGCAUUCAGGCCAUAAACGACUGUCUUACACAACUUUGGCUCUUUGCAGACAUCAGCACAGACAGCAUGCUAACACUAAGCUAGCCAAGAACCCAGACUGCAGUGAAUGCGGGCCGCAGCAUUCAGAGCCCAAACUUCAACACAUGCAAAAGGCAGUGAUGAGUAGUCAGUCUCUGUUUCUGAAGCAGAAUCACUGUUUUAAUCUUUAAAGUCUCUGUGCGGGUUUUGCUCUGUGUUCAUACCGAGCCAACAGUAGAACAAUCGAUCUAAAACUGAGCAACAUAAAAGCUGAAGUUUUGAUUCAUACAUGCACUUUUCCUACUGCGUGGCAAUUUUAGCACAGAGGUCAAACUGUACAAUGUUUUCAUCAUACAUAUUGACACUGAUCUUUGCAUGUAGCGGUAUAAGUGCACCUCUCAUGAAAACAGGCCCAACUGAGCAGCUUUCCCAUCCAUCGAUGGUCCUGGUUUCUGUGGAAAAUAUGGUGUUGACUUUAAGCCACUACGUUUCCAAAUCAAUCUGAAUACACCAUGCUUUCUAGUCUCAUAGCUAACUUCUGGUUUUGGCCUUCCUAGUGGAAUUUCUUGAUUGUAAAAUAAAGCUUCUUGUGACGCUGCGUUUACUACAAAGGCUAAACGAUGGUGUGCCAAUCAUGGGAAGACUUGCAUCAAAGUUACUGAAAUAACCCCCGAGUUGCUCCCGAUGCAUUAAUCAAUAAAUGAGUGUUGGACAGAAAUAACUUGGGCACAGAGAAAAAGGUUUUUGAAUGUCUGUGUGAAUGAAACUGGUAGUAAAGAGAAUUUUGAGUGCUCAAGCAGAGAAGCAACAACAAUAUGAACCAAUGGGAAUUCAUGUGAUUUUGUUUAUUUAGCUUAUGUACAAUAAAGCUUCAUCACAUGAGGCUUUCUCAAAAAACUGUUUUACAACAUCCCUCAUACAUACACACAAAAAACACACCAUCUCAAUCUGCUCAAAGCAGUGGGCGGAGCUUUUACUCACUGUGGAGUUUCCACGGUUAGGGCUGUGAGUGGGGGCAGAAGCAUGUGAGUAUGAGUUCAGUGGACGAGGAAAUGCAGCAGCAGCAGAAGUGCUUCAUAAAACAAAUAUUGCACAAAAAAGGUCAAAAGACAGCUAUAGCGACCAGUGGGUCAAUAUCUACAGCACAUACGCAACAUAUUAACCACAGCAGAAAACAACAUGCCAUUUCUGAUCUUGUUGAAUCUUCAGUUAAAGUCGGUUACACUCUGCAAAUCCACCACUGGAGUGUGAAGAGCAGAUUGUAGGCUCGUCUCUGUGCAGAUCUUCACUCGUGGCUUUUGAAUAAGUCAGCUUCACUGACUUCAGCCAUUCACACCUGCUAUCAGUCUCUCCACUGACAAAGUGAUAUGUUCAACGAGAAGCCACAUGGAAACGGUCAAAGCGAGUCACAGGUGAAUAACAUCAGAGACUACCUGCUGUCAGCAAAGAGGAGACAUUCUAGUAGUCACAACAAUGAAGGUUGAACUGCUGCUGUUGUACUUCAUUCACUGCAGUGUUUUAGCUCCUCAUAACUUACAUAUGAAGCCUAUUUAACAACAAAAGGCUUCUAUUCUUCUGUUCAAGCUUUUCAUACAGUACAUCUCCUUCUAUAGCAUCACAUGACAUGCACACAGAGCUCCUUCCCGUAUGCGCUGUGACACUAAAUAGAAAAAAUAAACAAAGGACGAAGCCAACGAAAGAUCGCGUUCAGGAUUAAGGGCAGAUUUCCCCAACACUGACAUGUCUUCUUGUUCUUAGCAGCUGUAAACAGUGAAUGAAGAUCAUGGCGCUUUGGGAGCUAUAGCUGUUUUUUGACACAAUCAGUCAAACAGACUUAAUGCUCAGCAUUUUAAAGGAUGGACGGAGGGAGGGUGGUGCCAAACAGCUGUAUACAGACAAAACAUGGAAAAGAACAGACAUUCAUUGGACAUGGAAGCAACUUAAAGGCAAACAAUCAGGAUUAAACCAGGUAUGGAUUAAAAACACAGGUACUAAAUCACAUAGGCUCCCGGGUCA